This is a messenger RNA of Lactuca saligna, 873 nucleotides long. Lineage: Eukaryota; Viridiplantae; Streptophyta; Magnoliopsida; Asterales; Asteraceae. The record is from the annotation of a GenBank genome assembly.
AUGCUCAUGACGAUGAAACAAUACAAGAUCUUGAAUCAAAAGUUGAACUCCAUUAUUCAAUCCCAAGCUGAUCUUGGAGGAGGUUCAUCAAUUUCUAGUAUGGAGGUUGAUUCAAUGCUAAAGAUGUGUGAAUCCAGAAUAAUUGCCAAAGUAUCAGGGAUGUUGAAGGCUUCAGAGACUAUGCUUAUGGAGAAAGUUGAUUAUUCAUAUCAAACAACUGACCUACGUCUUAAAAAUCAAAGAUCUAAUUUUUUGGGGGAGGUGAAAGAUUUAAGAAGUGUAGCAAAAGAAAGACAUGUUCUUUUUGUCCAGGACAUUAAGAAGGUGAGAGAUGAUGUGAAUUUGAAAAUUCAAGAGCUUCAUGAACAAAUGAACAAAGAAAUUAUAUAUGUUCAACAUGAUUAUGCGUCCUUACAUCAGAAGGUCGAUAUCAUAUGUGAUGUUGUCACCAAAUUUGUUAAAAUGUAUGAAGGUUUGAGUCCACAAAUUGCUCAAAUCUCCAAAUCUGAAGCUGAAAAUUUUGAAGGAGUGAUGAAGCUAUUGAAAGAGUUGAAGGAGAUAUCUACAAAACAAUUCGAAGCUAUUCUUAACAAGAAACUUGCUCCACUCCUUCGCAUAUCCAGUCUUCUUCCUGCAACAACUGCCCCUCCUGUUUUCACAGGGGUGCAAGGAGGAAAAAGGAAGUCCACAGAAGAAGAAGCGAAAAUUGUGGGCAAGGUAUAUUCUUCGAGCAUUCCUUCGACAAAGCCAAUGUUUGUGUCUGCUCAACCAGUGACUUCAACUGUUGUUACAACAUUGUCAACUACACGAACAAUUUCGAAAGGAAUUGUUAUUGGUAAACCUUUGGAGUCUGUCACACCCCAAAACCGAUAA